CUAAACCAGAUAAAACGAGUAUUGAAUUCACUUCGGUUGCUCCCCUUGGUAUUGAAUUCAACAUUUCCUUAUUUGCAAACAAGUCAAACAUGGACUCCAGCAAAAAGCUUAUUUCAGUUGAAUUCGAGAUAUUUGGACUAGUGCAAGAUGUGUUCUUCCGAAAGUACACAAAAAAGACGGCUAAGCGGCUGGGGCUAGUUGGCUGGGUGAUCAAUGCGGAGUCUGGCACGGUACAGGGACUGGUGGAGGGGCCUGAGGAUAAGGUCGCAGAAAUCAAAAACUGGCUGGAAAAUGAAGGCAGCCCAGAGUCGAGGGUUGACAAGGCUGUGUUUACCAAUGAAAAAGAAAUAGAUAAAUUAUCAUUUGAAUCAUUCACUGUAAAUGACUAUGACUAAAGCACCAGUUUGCACCAUCUACUUAGUGUUGUUAGCAGCUGUGAAUGACAUCUCCGGUAUAAUGCAUUAGAGAAUCAUUAAGUCACGAAACUGUGCCAUAUGAUUUAGGAAUGUACAUGUAUUACAGAUUGGAAAGUGGUCAGCAAUUAACUAAUGAAACACGUUUAAUACUAGUAGUUAACAUGUUCCCUUCAUUGCCAUAAACUGCACAAUUAUUUUAACUAUUGACAGUGGUGCAAUAUUUCCAUAUAUAAGUGCAUGUAUUCAUCCUCCUGUUUCCUGAAGAUUAUAAAUAAAAGAUUUAUUGGAA
Messenger RNA from Dreissena polymorpha, 705 nucleotides. RefSeq names its product acylphosphatase-1-like. The coding region runs from base 90 to 395 and encodes 101 amino acids. Gene Ontology annotation, molecular function: acylphosphatase activity. Lineage: Eukaryota; Metazoa; Mollusca; Bivalvia; Myida; Dreissenidae. The record is from RefSeq and is a predicted model, not a curated record. The transcript is spliced from 4 exons.